Cercospora beticola is the source of this 2091-nucleotide messenger RNA. RefSeq names its product Mcx1p (gene MCX1). The record is from RefSeq and is a predicted model, not a curated record. Lineage: Eukaryota; Fungi; Ascomycota; Dothideomycetes; Mycosphaerellales; Mycosphaerellaceae. Gene Ontology annotation, cellular component: mitochondrial matrix. Gene Ontology annotation, molecular function: ATP hydrolysis activity; ATP binding.
CGUUGAUUCACUCGACCAGAGUUGCGGCGAGUGCGUGUGCCAUCGCGGUGAGGCAGACUGGGCAUGGCAACGGUUGCAUCGUAUUACACGCCGCGCGCCAGGCUGACCUACCUGGGCAUUGCUGCCAUCACACGCCGACACUUCAGCGCCUCGCACCGGACGUCAUCAGACUCGUCGUCGUACAUUCGCUCCGAUUUCACAAACCAGCCCUGGACGGGCGUUUAUGAACCUGGGGGCCCAACUGAAGGUCCCUUGGGAGGAGCUUCAGAAAUCGGAGCGCCACGCAUCACACCUGCAAUCCUCAAGCAGCACCUCGAUCAAUUCGUUGUCGGCCAGGAGCGCGCGAAGAAGACCUUGGCAACGGCCGUAUACAACCACUAUCAGCGAAUACAGGAGCUGCAGAGGAGAGAUGAAGAGGAGGAGGAGCAACUGGCGGCCGAGGAGCGGCGGCGCAUGCACCAGAGACAUCCGGUAGAAGGUAGGGAGGGUGAAUUGAAGCGAGGGAUAGCAGUACCUUCGCUGACGAAGGAUUUUGCGGAAGAUGAGUUUCCUGGCCAGCAGCAGACCACGAUACAUGUCUAUCCUCCCGAUCAUAGCUCCCAGCAAAGAACUAUACAACAAAAUGGACUUGGUCCUCCUCCAUCGCCACUUCAGGAUUCAAGUCCCUUGACUGUGGAGAAGAGCAAUGUGCUACUGCUAGGACCAUCGGGUGUUGGAAAGACGUUGAUGGCAAAGACUCUUGCCAGGGUGCUCGAAGUCCCAUUCAGCAUGUCUGAUUGCACGCCCUUCACACAAGCGGGCUACAUUGGCGAAGAUGCAGAUGUCUGCGUACAGCGCCUGCUGGCAGCCGCUAAUUACGAUGUGACACGUGCUGAGCGAGGCAUCAUCGUCCUGGACGAAAUAGAUAAGAUUGCCACAGCCAAAGUAUCACAUGGCAAAGACGUAAGUGGUGAAGGCGUUCAACAGGCACUGUUGAAGAUCAUCGAAGGAACAACACUUCAGAUCCAAGCCAAACAGGAACGAAGUUCAACAAACGAGAAAUACCGAGGUCAAGGAUCCGGAUAUCCUACCAACUCACCACUUUCGGGCGGUAACAUAAACCAACCAUCACAGCCCGGAGGCGGAAAGGGCGAUGUCUACAAUGUGAGAACAGACAACAUCCUCUUCCUCUGCGCAGGAGCCUUCAAUGGCCUUCACAAAGUCAUCCUAGACCGUGUCUCGAAAGGCAGCAUCGGUUUCGGCGCAACAGUCCGCGCAGCACCCGGAUCCGACACCUCCAACCAGCACGAAACCAUCAUCGAAGGCGAAGAUGAACUCUUCGAUAAGCACCUUCCGUAUUACGCGCCACCGACUCAGCAACACGACGAAUCAAAUUCCCAUUCCGCAACACAAAAGCGAAAAUUCAACACCCUCGAUCUCGUCGAGCCUCAAGACCUCCAAAAAUAUGGUUUAAUCCCCGAACUAGUUGGCCGUAUCCCAAUAUCCUGCGCUCUCUCAUCCCUCGAUAUCGAAGCACUCGUCAAAGUGCUCACGGAGCCCCGAAACAGCCUCAUGAAGCAAUAUCAACAACUCUUCGCACUCUCAAGUAUGGAAAUCCGCUUCACAACAGCAGCUCUACACGCCAUUGCCACAACAGCGUCGAAAAUGGGAACCGGAGCACGAGGUCUACGAACAGUAAUGGAACGCUUAUUGGCAGAUGCAAUGUUUGAGACGCCUGGAUCAGGAAUCAAGUACAUCUUGAUCAAUGAAGACGUCGCGAACAGGAAAGCUGGCGCGGUAUAUUUCAGCCGUGGACAGCAAGGCGCUUUCCGCGGUAUGAUUGCGAGUGAGGAGGAUGCUUGGGAAGAGCGGAAACGCAUCGAGGAAGGCACCGAAAGUGAAUUUGAGGCGCGAGCUCGCAACAAUUCACGAGGCGGUGCGGCGAAGACUUUUGAAGAGUAUAGAGAAAAGGCUACGGCUGCUGGCUUCGUGUAGAUUGAAGCUUGACGACAUUUUGAAACGAGUAAUGAACUGCAUCGGAGGGAGAAUGUGAGAUAGCUGUUGCAUGUGGCCGAGUGCCAGAGAUUAUAUUAGACAUUAUCACUCGACCCG